This is a messenger RNA of Piliocolobus tephrosceles (Ugandan red Colobus), 1193 nucleotides long. RefSeq names its product cytochrome c oxidase subunit 6B2 (gene COX6B2). Lineage: Eukaryota; Metazoa; Chordata; Mammalia; Primates; Cercopithecidae. Gene Ontology annotation, cellular component: mitochondrion; respiratory chain complex IV. Bases 226 to 639 code for a protein of 137 amino acids. The record is from RefSeq and is a predicted model, not a curated record. The transcript is spliced from 4 exons.
GUCGCACCUCAGUGCCUGUGCGCGCGCGGGUCCCCGAGGGGGCGUCAGGGAGCGAGGGGUGGGUGGGGGCGUCCCUACCAGCCCCGCGGCGCACGGCUGCUCCCAUUGGCUGGGGCUCGGGCGUCCAAGCCGAUCUGGCCGCGGGGGCGUUACUCCUGAGCCGGGUGGGACGGCACCCCGCGGACCGUCGUACUGCAGAUCCAGUGGUCGCCGACGUCAGGCAGGAUGUUGGAUGUGGAAGCCCAGGAGCCCCCCAAGGGGAAGUGGUCGACGCCGCCCUUCGACCCGCGCUUCCCCAACCAGAACCAGACCCGUAACUGCUACCAGAACUUCCUGGACUACCACCGCUGCCUCAAGACCAGGACCCGCCGUGGGAAGAGCACGCAGCCCUGCGAGUACUAUUACCGCGUGUACCACUCGCUGUGCCCCACCAGCUGGCCACCAGCCUCCGAGUUCCUUGUUUCCCUUGCUCUGGCCUCCAAGUGUAUGAUGGGGUUCUCAGGCCCAGGCUUCAACCAGAGGACCCUCCGCCACCACCGUUUCUUCCCGUCCUUGAGCUACCUUGGUGAACUCAUGACCCCAGGCCCCGGCUCCACCAGGAUGCCCCCAGGUCCUGCCAGCUGGGAAGUGCCAGCAUGAAUUCCUCAAACUUCGUGGAAGCCAGGGUCCCCCACAGCUGAGGGACCCCAAGCAGAACACCUACCCUCCCCAGGCCAGCUCCUGUCUGUAUGGGCAACAUGACUCAGAGCACCCAAGCCCCUAAGGCUGUCCUGACCAUCCACGCUGCAACAAGGAUAGGGAAUGAUCACGAUGGCCCUGGCGUCUCCCCUCCCCCACCACUCCCCAAGCACCCCUUGAGCUGCUGCCCAGCUCACACCAGAAGCUGACUUUGGCCCCCACGGGGACAUCAGGCAAGGUCUGGAGACAUUUUUGGUUGGGACGGAGGGAUGUUCCUGGCAUCUAGUGGGUGAAGACUAGGGAAGCUGCCCAACAUCCUGCAAUGCAGAGGACACGCCCUGCCCAGAAACACCAGCUCAGCACGGCAGCAGCGUGGAGGCCGGGAAACCCUGAUCGCCAGUUUCUCAAUGCCCUCCACCUCCAGGGUUCAAACGAUUCUCCUGCCUCAGCCUCCCGAGUAGCUGGGAUUACAGGCCUCCGCCACCACGCCCACCUCAGUUUGCAUUUUUAGUAGA